Molecule: messenger RNA, 1670 nt
Organism: Prunus avium (sweet cherry)
Lineage: Eukaryota; Viridiplantae; Streptophyta; Magnoliopsida; Rosales; Rosaceae
Gene: DWF5
Product: Ergosterol biosynthesis ERG4/ERG24 family
Biological process (GO): sterol biosynthetic process; brassinosteroid biosynthetic process
Cellular component (GO): endoplasmic reticulum membrane
Molecular function (GO): 7-dehydrocholesterol reductase activity
Source: RefSeq, a predicted model, not a curated record
CACCAUAGACUUCUGACGCUACGAUACGAGGUCUUCUCUUCACUGAGUCUGUCAACGAUUAGAUUAAAAAAACCUUUCCCAAAAGAAAAAAAACCAGAGUUCUUCAGAGGCAGAGAGAAAAUCAGUUACACUCUCAGACUCAUAGAGAGAUCUGAGAGAAUGGGGGAGACGAAUACCGUACAUUCACCAUUGGUGACAUAUGCUUCCAUGUUAUCACUGCUUUGUCUUUGCCCUCCAUUUGUAAUUCUACUAUGGUAUACGAUGGUACAUGCUGAUGGCUCUAUUUCCCAAACUUGGGAUUACUUAAAGCAGCAUGGUCUGCAGGGUUUCAUUGAAAUAUGGCCAAGACCUACUGCCACUGCCUGGAAAAUUAUUGCCUGUUAUGGUGCUUUUGAAGCUGCACUCCAGCUGCUUUUACCUGGAAAAAGGGUUGAGGGCCCAAUUUCUCCAACAGGGAAUCGACCUGUCUACAAGGCAAAUGGUAUGGCAGCAUAUUUUGUAACAUUGGCUACCUACCUCGGCCUUUGGUGGUUUGGGAUAUUCAACCCUACAAUUGUUUAUGAUCAUUUGGGAGAAAUUUUUUCAGCACUUAUUUUCGGAAGCUUCAUUUUCUGUAUUCUCCUGUACAUAAAAGGUCACUUGGCACCAUCAUCCACCGAUUCUGGGUCUUCUGGGAAUGCAAUAAUUGAUUUCUACUGGGGAAUGGAGCUGUAUCCUCGAAUUGGUAAAAACUUUGAUAUCAAAGUUUUCACGAACUGCAGAUUUGGGAUGAUGUCUUGGGCAGUUCUUGCUGUGACCUAUUGCAUAAAGCAGUAUGAAGUUAAUGGGACAGUAGCUGAUUCAAUGCUUGUAAAUACUAUAUUGAUGCUGGUUUAUGUGACGAAGUUCUUUUGGUGGGAGGCUGGAUACUGGAAUACAAUGGAUAUUGCGCAUGAUCGAGCGGGCUUUUAUAUUUGCUGGGGUUGCUUGGUCUGGGUUCCAUCUAUUUAUACUUCUCCUGGCAUGUACCUGGUCAACCAUCCUGUAAAUCUUGGAACUCAGCUAGCACUUUUUAUUUUGGUGGCCGGGAUUCUUUGCAUAUACAUCAACUAUGAUUGCGACAGGCAAAGGCAAGAAUUUCGCAGAACAAAUGGCAAAUGCUUGGUUUGGGGGAAAGCUCCAUCAAAGAUUGUCGCUUCAUACACUACCACAUCUGGGGAAACAAAGACAAGCCUUCUUUUAACCUCAGGAUGGUGGGGUUUAUCUCGUCAUUUCCAUUAUGUGCCAGAAAUAUCAGCUGCCUUUUUCUGGACUGUUCCAGCUCUUUUCAAUCAUUUUCUACCUUACUUCUACGUGGUGUUUCUUACCAUCCUUCUACUUGACCGAGCCAAAAGGGAUGACGAUCGAUGUCGGUCCAAGUACGGUAAAUAUUGGAAACUAUAUUGUCAGAAGGUGUCCUACAGGGUCAUUCCUGGAAUCUAUUGAAGAGUCCCAGUCCUUUAUGCAUCAAGCAACGCCUCUCGUUGAACUUAGUCUUUCUACUCGCAGUCCAUCUGGUGAAUUGGCAAUGCUAUUUAUAUCAUUUCCCUUCAACUUACUUUCUCUUGAUUUCGGAUGUAAGUUUGGAUGAGUUGUGGUAUUAGCCAAGGAAACGUUAGUUGUUUAUGAUAUAGCAUAUCAGGCUUAUUUAA